AUGUGGCAGACUGUCGUGCGGCGAUAUCGACUCCAGCCCACGUCCCUCGCAGCCUUCCUCGAGUCCAACUGCAUGGUAGCUAAGCCGCCCACAGCGGCGCUGCAUAGCGACUCGAACCUUGUCGUCGCUGAAACCAACAGCCUCAGCAUCUUUGAAAAUCUAGCAGCGGAAGAGUCGCUCAUUCGAGGUCUUUCGCUCGACACGAAGCAGCGUCUACUCCUCUUCUAUGUCAACCGCCCCUGCGUCGUGGUGGGGCGCAACCAGAACAUCUUUCAGGAGGUGUCGCUGCGACGGGCGGCGGCCGACGGCGUUUGCGUGGCGCGCCGCGCCUCUGGCGGCGGUGCCGUUUUCCACGACGAGGGCAACCUCUGUUUCUCUUUUAUCACCCACCGCACUCGCUAUGCUCCAGAGAAGACGAUCCAGCUGGUGCGCCUCGGGCUCUGUGCGAGCUACGCAAUCGACCCAGCACGGCUGACCACGACAGGGCGGCACGACCUCUUUCUUGACGGCAGGAAGAUCACGGGGUCUGCUAUGCGGGUGCAGCGCGACAUUGCGUACCACCACUGCACACUGCUCGUGGACACCCCACACGCGUCGGUCGGUCGCUACCUUCGCCCAGAAGGGGACUACGUGGCGUUCAAGACGUCGUCGGUGGGUUCGGUGCGAAGCCCAGUCACCUCACUCGCCGAGUCGGGCUGCAUCGCUGACGGGCCGGGCGCCGUGGCGGCACUCAAGGGAAACAUGGCAGACUUUUUCCUAGCGGAGGGCGACCGCGUGCUGAAUGCGGCGACACCGUGGGAGCUUGACGCGGUGGAGCUGCGGCAGCGCUUCACCACCGCACGACACCGCUGCGCGAACGCGCCUCUGUUUGCCCUGGACGUUGUCGGAGCUGUCGCGGCCGACAUGCCCUUCAUCGAGAGAGAGGGCAGGCAGCCGGCCCGCGGUGACGCCGCCACCCUUGGCGAGGCGGUUCACAAGGCGGCGUCGAAAGAGUGGGCCUACGCGAUGCCGACGUUUACAUCCACGGUGUUCCUCAGCGACAGCGAACUGCGGCGGCGCCUGAAAACGCUUUCUGUGCGGCAGCACGUCGCAUUGCUAUGCUCCCUUGCGGAGGAGGAGUUGCUGGCGGUGCUGCAGCGGUGCGUCCUUGAGGGCUCGGAAGGCCCCGAGGCGGUGGCAGGAACCGAAGCGGGGUUGCACCUGGUCACCACAGUCGAGCAUCGUCUCGUCACGUCUGUUGUCGUGAGACGCGUGGCGCCCACGACAGCCACGGCUAGCGCUGUGGCGCCAUCGAGUGCGAGCUCUGGAGGGUGGGUACAGAGGUACCUUUCCGCUCUACUGGUCGGCCACCCUUGUGAUGCCGCCAUCGAGGGCCUGGAGUGUGUUGGCGACACCACGGCGGUGGUGCAGGGCCUGGUGCACGAGGCAGGGUCACUCUGCCCCGAUCUGCCAGACGCAGUCGGCGACGCGGCGCUGCUGAUGGUGGCCCGAGUGCUGCUGGAUGUGUGGCGAGACAAGAAUGUGUUCGACAUCGCGACCUAA
Messenger RNA from Leishmania major strain Friedlin, 1542 nucleotides. RefSeq names its product putative lipoyl ligase. NCBI's taxonomy places the organism in Eukaryota, Euglenozoa, Kinetoplastea, Trypanosomatida, Trypanosomatidae. The transcript has a single exon. The record is from RefSeq and is a predicted model, not a curated record. Bases 1 to 1542 code for a protein of 513 amino acids. Gene Ontology annotation, molecular function: lipoate-protein ligase activity; lipoyltransferase activity. Gene Ontology annotation, cellular component: cytoplasm. Gene Ontology annotation, biological process: protein lipoylation.